Molecule: messenger RNA, 2525 nt
Organism: Nymphaea colorata (pocket water lily)
Lineage: Eukaryota; Viridiplantae; Streptophyta; Magnoliopsida; Nymphaeales; Nymphaeaceae
Product: CLP protease regulatory subunit CLPX1, mitochondrial-like
Exons: 15
Coding region: 315-2375 (686 amino acids)
Biological process (GO): proteolysis; protein folding; protein catabolic process
Cellular component (GO): mitochondrial matrix
Molecular function (GO): ATP-dependent protein folding chaperone; ATP binding; ATP hydrolysis activity
Source: RefSeq, a predicted model, not a curated record
UGGACCAGAAAUCCCGCUGCCACCUUCUAAAAAAAUCCAUCCCCACAAAUCUCUCUCUCUCUCUCUCCCUCCCUCUGUUCUGCAUCACUGUCAUCAUCGCCGCCUUCUUCUUCUCCUCCUUUUUCUUUGGGUCUCCAUUUAUAAUCCGUCAAGCCUAUCUGUUUGUGUCCUCACUCACUUGCUCUCUCUCCCUGAUUCGAUUGAUCGCGGUUCACACAGAAUCGUAGUAAUUAAUUAACUAUAAUAAACAAAGGAAGACGAAGAAGAAGGAGAAUUGGGGGAAGAAUCGACAUCUCCUUGUAUCGGGGCUUACCAUGUCUGGUUUCCUUCGAUGGCGAAGGCUGAGAGAUACCGCCAAGUCUACCCAAUUGUUCUCUGAUGUCCUGUACGCCAGACCGAGGCCGAACCAGCCGCUCUCCUCUUCCCCUGAAUUGCCUCAUCACUGCCUCCUCUUCUGCUACUCGCAGAGGUGUUGCAUCUCCACCAGGUUGAACUACCUCCAUAUCGGGGCUUACCGGCGGAAGGAGGUACCACUGCUAGGGUGUCAGGAGAGGAAUAAGUGGGACGGGAGUAGCAGGACGAGGGCCGAGGCGAGCUGCCCACGAUGCUCCAAGCAAAUGGACAUCCUCUUCCACGGCCGCGAUCGGGCGUUCCAGGCCGUUAACCUCUGCCCCAAUUGUAAGACCGCCUACUAUUUCCGCCCUUUCAAGUUGGGAUCCUUGCAGGGGAACUUCGUUGAGGUAGGCAGGGCAGGAGGAGAGGAUCUCGACAAGAGACAGAACGAUCAAGGCGAGACCUUUCCCGACCUCAUAUGCACGGGAAGGGAGGACGUUCUGGUAGAGGAUAAGAUAGAUGACGAGUGCCCGAUCAAGCUGAGGCUUUCUUUCUGGGAGUCGUUUAGAUCCCAUGGCGGAGAUCCGCCGGAGAAUUGGCAGCCCCCAGGCAACGGCCUCGCCGUCCAGAAGCCUCCGGGGCCGCCUUUUCCUCCCGGUCUCAACGUGGUGCGCGCGUCUGGAACCGGUGGUGGGGGAGCCGGCGCUUCCGGUGGAUCAUUUGGGUCCAAGGAUGGGUGGGGCGGAUCGAAUUUGGGGAAAAAUCUGCCCACCCCCAAGGAGAUCUGUAAGGGACUCGACAAGUUUGUGGUUGGCCAGGAGCGUGCCAAGAAGGUUCUUUCAGUCGCUGUCUAUAACCACUAUAAGAGGAUAUACCAUUCAUCGCUGCAAAAGAGUUCUAGCGCAGGGGCAGAUUCUGCAAACCCUGAUGCUGAACCUGACGAUGCUGAUUCGGUGGAGCUUGAGAAAAGCAAUGUUCUUUUGAUGGGUCCGACUGGUUCAGGGAAGACAUUGCUGGCAAAAACAUUAGCCCGAUUUGUAAAUGUGCCCUUUGUUAUUGCUGAUGCAACAACAUUAACACAGGCAAGAUAUGUCGGAGAGGAUGUAGAAUCAAUACUGUAUAAGUUGCUUACGGCUGCUGAGUUCAAUGUUGAGGCAGCUCAGCAAGGCAUGGUCUACAUUGAUGAAGUUGAUAAGAUAACUAAGAAGGCCGAAAGCUUGAACAUCAGCAGAGAUGUUUCUGGUGAAGGUGUUCAACAGGCAUUACUUAAAAUGCUGGAGGGAACUGUUGUUAAUGUUCCGGAGAAAGGGGCUCGGAAACAUCCCCGUGGUGACAACAUUCAGAUAGACACAAAGGACAUUCUCUUCAUAUGUGGUGGUGCUUUUGUUGAUUUGGAGAAAACCAUUUCAGAAAGGCGUCAAGAUUCUUCCAUUGGCUUUGGAGCGCCAGUACGUGCAAACAUGAGGACUGGUGGGCACACAAAUGCUGCAGUGACUUCAUCCUUAUUAGAAUCAGUUGAAAGUGGUGAUCUUAUUGCAUAUGGUCUAAUACCGGAAUUUGUUGGGCGGUUCCCAAUUCUUGUCAGCUUGUCAGCUCUGAAUGAGGACCAGCUUGUUCAGGUUCUUACUGAGCCAAAGAGUGCUCUUGGGAAACAAUACAAGAAAAUGUUUACCAUGAAUGAUGUUAAGCUACAUUUCACAGAUGAGGCCCUUAGGCUUAUCGCAAAAAAAGCAUUGGCCAAAAAUACUGGUGCUCGAGGUUUGCGAUCUAUAUUGGAGAGCCUUUUGACAGAAGCUAUGUAUGAGAUCCCAGAUGUCAAAACAGGAAAUGAUAGAGUUGAUGCUGUGGUAGUUGAUGAGGAGGCUGUUGGAUCAGUGGAUUCUCCUGGAUGUGGUGCUAAAAUUCUGCGUGGGGAUGGAGCAUUGGAACGUUACCUGUCCCAGCGGAAACAGAAAGAAAAGGACCCUGUGGCUCCAGCCGAGGCAACGGAGGGUGAAGGAGAAAUUGAAACAGAGCACUCUACUCGAGUGAUGAGCAUGUAAGAUUAUUCCAUGUUGUCGAACAUACAAAUGGAAAAAGUUACGAAAGGCAAUGUAAUGAUCUUUGUAAGCAACUGUCUUGUCAAUGGAAAUGUAACAUGCUAAUUAAGAUAGUUCCAUAAAUCUCACAAGUUCCACAUUUUUUCUGCUGUA